Odontomachus brunneus is the source of this 2751-nucleotide messenger RNA. RefSeq names its product probable serine/threonine-protein kinase MARK-A. NCBI's taxonomy places the organism in Eukaryota, Metazoa, Arthropoda, Insecta, Hymenoptera, Formicidae. The coding region runs from base 1945 to 2580 and encodes 211 amino acids. The record is from RefSeq and is a predicted model, not a curated record. The transcript has 3 exons.
UUUGACUACAAAAUUUUGACUGCAAAAUUAUUGUAAUUAUUUGAAUGUUUUGUAUAUCGUAUAGCAGUCAGUAAAAUCAUCAAAUUUAUUAUUUCUAUAAUAAUUUAUACAAUUUUUUUUUAUAUAAUCUAGCUUUACGGCGCAGACAAUCACAUUUCAAAAAGGUGAUAACAUUUAGCGAAAUAAAAGAAUUACAGUCAAUAGAGUUAUAUUAAAGUUUAUAAACUGCUUAAAAACCUACUUUAAACUCUGGAAAUGUUACAAAAGACCUUCUUAGAUUGCGGUAAUUAGUUCUUAGAGGAGCUGCUGUAUAAGAUGAUAAUAAAAAAUAUUACUCUACUUAUCAAGAGCAGUCAGAGAAUAUAGGAUUUCAUUGCCGAAUCGGAUAUAUUGCGCGAUCACGGGCGGGGAGUAAAUUAAUUAAUUUUGCGAAUAUUUCCCGACCACUUUCUCCCCGCGCGAGAUUAAAUUUCAGUCGUCGCUCGACGCCAACUGACCUUUCCGCACUUUAAUGUGUGCUAAACAUCGGACGCAAAUAGCCGUUCGCCAAAGUUAGGCUACGCUAAAAUCGAACGUCCGAUAAACUCGUUUCUGCCAAGCUCGUGCCAUCUGACGCAAGCUCGUGAAAGUCAAUAAGCAAGCAGUCGGAAACUUCGCCCGAGAAUGCUUCGAAAUAUCGAUAUUUCGUUUACGACCGACUACUUUCCUUUUUUUUCUCUUUCUCUCUCUCUCUCUCUCUCUCUUUCUCUCUCGCGUCGACACUGCUAUCACGAGAUAUUGAAUUUUCGAAAUGAGGCCCGAGCAGGCGACCGAUGCUCGUGAGAUUGCGAUACCGAACGAGCGGAGGUGUUGCUCUCCCCUGAAAUUGACGCGGCCUUAAGCUUCGCCCGUGUCCGUUCUGCUUUUCUCUAUGGCGAGGAGAUACUACUUCUUCAAAAUUCACAUCCUGCGCCGCAAUUCGGAAAUAUCGAGCGUGACAUACUUUCGAGGAAUUUAUAUGCAUACUUUGCCGGUGCGCGGUUUCCAUCGACGCGCGUCGCAGGGAAGAGAGAUCGACGUUUCGAGCGUCGCGAGAAUAAAUCGUGUCAAAUUAGCGAGGAACUUAUUCAUAGACGAAGGUGCAUUCGCGCUCGUUAGGCGCAGCAUUGAAAUAGACGGGCGAGGGUAUAUUUAGGUAGGGCAUCGCGUAGAUCCAUUCAGCGUCGCCCUGCAGAGCUUUCGGCGAGUCGAUUCAAUAAUUUGGCGUACCACUUCGGGCCGACGACCAACAACGCGCGAAAUUGCAUUCCGGAGGCCGUAAUUAACCGACUCGUCAAGCGCUUCUUUGUUCGUUGAAUUGAUCGCGCGAAUACCUGGGACAGAAUUUUACUUGACCUCACUCUCUCCUCCCCCCCCUCGGAUCGCGGAUGCUCUCACCAAUCGAGAGCGAGCCGAACGACGCACGAUCGUAUUUCGCACGAUAGACCUCGACUCGGUGCUGGCAGUUUCCUCCCGACCGGAAACCUUCUACGUAUGCGCAGAGUGACGUGGCAGUCUCAUAGAGAGUUCAUACUAAGGAACCCUUUAUUUACGCCUAAAAUCGUCAUUGGAAAUUGUUUACAUCAGGCUGCUACGUCACGUCCGUGCAUGCGGAAUAGGUUUCCGGUCGGGAGAAGAUUCUCCCGAACUGCCAGCGCUGCCUCGACUUUGAUUUCCCGUCGGGAAUUCAUCUGCAGCCCCUUGAGUUAAUUCGCUGUUCGUUUGCAGCCCAGUGCUCAAGCUCCGUGCCGUGGGCCGGUGAGAUCCUAGCGGGACCUAGAGCGAGAAGAGUCCUCGUCCGUCGGUCGAACCGCCAGCUGCUGAAGGCUGUGAGCGGAAAAAGGCUGUGCGCGAGAUCGUCGGCAGAAGUAGUCACGGAGGUCGGAGAGGUGGAGUCAUCGCGGGCGGCGAUCAUCGCGGGUUUGAAUGGGUGGGCCGGGCGCCGGUAGGGUUACCAGGCACGAGCUGAACGCGGUGCCCCAGAGCCACGUCGGUCACGGGGAACGUGUCCUCGUCAUUGGCGAGCCGCCAGCAUCAGGCUGUCGCUGUCACGCUCCGGAGCGAGCAUCCGGCAGUGCCGACCGCCCGUCCGCCCAGCAGCUGCCACCCUCACCGCCGCCGCUCACCUCCCUGCAUCUCGACAACAGCAACACCACCGUCUGUGCCGUUAUCAGCGGCAACAACAACAACAACGUCAACAACAACAACAACAACACCGCCAAUCCGAGUGGCAAAGCUAAGAAGGCGGCCGCCAUGUCUUCUCCGCCGAAACAUCGCCGGGGCUUCGACCCUAACGACCCGGGGGAAUAUCACCGCUAUCGUCGCGUUAAGACGAAGCAGCGAGGCUUUGUAUGUCCCACAUCGUGUGACCUUCGGCGCCGGACACAGACCUCCCCGAGAUCCCCCGACACAUCCACCAGCACAAGGCAUUAUAAAACACACACAAGCUUGCGAUGUUCGAUGUUGGAUCGCUUACUGGUUGUAUCCCCGCCGCUACAAUGCGACGAAAGUAUGAAUCACGUGAUAAUAAAAAAAGAUAUAUCAUCAUCCCCGAAUAUAUAAUGUGUCAAUAUAUCAACCCAGCGUUUUCUUCCCGGAGCAUCUUGCGGCAUUAGCAUGACUUGUGUCGAAUUAAGGAGCGCUAUAUGGACCAAUAGAUCGAACGUGUGUGAGACCUUGUGCGAAUAUAUAUAUAUAUAUAUAUAUAUAUAUAUAUAUAUAUACAUAAAAUGA